Spinacia oleracea (spinach) is the source of this 1902-nucleotide messenger RNA. RefSeq lists its product as uncharacterized. The coding region runs from base 1 to 1902 and encodes 633 amino acids. The record is from RefSeq and is a predicted model, not a curated record. The transcript has 3 exons. Lineage: Eukaryota; Viridiplantae; Streptophyta; Magnoliopsida; Caryophyllales; Amaranthaceae.
AUGAGAAACAUCCCUCAACCAGUGCAAGAUUUUAUAGUGGAGGAUGAUGAUGAAGUAGAAACAGAGAGUCCUGCCAGGGAACAAUUCGCAACACCCCUAGAGCAGACGCUACAGGAACGUCUGUCGCCCUUGUCGGCUAUAUUCACGGGAGAACAGUUAAAAGAGUUGUCAACUGUAAUGGCAGCUUUAUCAGAAUUACCACCCGCCCAAAACUCGGGUUCAGUCGGUAGUCUUAAAAAAGCCAGAUCAGCAAAUCCCCACCUGCCCGUCAGAAAUCUCUUAUCCUCCCUCAACCAAGAAAACACAACACAAAAAAGAAAGUGCCCUGACCCUCACGAAAAUGAAGAACCUGAAACAGAACCACAUCCCACCCCAGAGUACGAGCGUAGAGCGCCGGUACAACAGAUUUCCAGAAGGCAAACAAUCCAGCCAAAAGACUUUCCCCUAUGCCGAGAAAUCCUAGAAGAAAGAAUGGAAAAGAUAAAAAUCCCUACUGAAAAAUAUGGUGGAACGACGGAUCCGGAAGAUCAUUGCACCACCUUUGAGCAACACAUGAUGUUAUACACAGAUUCCGACGCCAUGUGGUGCAAGGCGGCAUUUUUGUCGCGCUUUGUGAGCAAACAGAAGAGAAAGAAAUCAUCAGGAGAAUUAAUGUCGUUCGCCCAGAGAGAUAGAGAGUCUUUAAGGGAUUACCUCACUCGUUUCAACAACGAGUCAAUCACCAUCCCCAACCUGCAGCAGAAGAUUGCGGUCCUAGCUUUGAUGAGGGGAAUGCAGGAAUGUGAAUUCAAGAAAUACCUUAGCCGGAAAUCAUACAAAAAUCUGGGUGAAGUUUUACAUAAGGCAAAUGAAUACAUCAGGGGGGACGAAAUGAUGAGAAUCUCCAAUGUCAUCGUGGGAACCGGUGGUAAUGCCGGGUAUAAUCCGAGCUAUAACAAUCAGCAGACGGGAAGAGGAGGAAACAGUUUAAACCAAAGUAAUAAUCAGCAAGGAAGCAGUCAGAAAAAUCAAAACAACAGAAAUGUCAAUCCCCAUAAUCAGAGACCCCGGCAGGAUAGAAGGGAGUCCCGCGGACUCUUCGAUAAUUACACUCCGUUGAACACACCACGGACGACAAUUUACAACAUAAACAACAAGAUGGACGGUUGGAGAAGGCCGCCACCAAUGCAGAGUAGGGAAAGAAAUGUCAAAAAAUUCUGCGACUUCCAUAAUGAACACGGCCACCUCACAGAGGGCUGCAGAGACCUCAAUGACAACAUUGAGGACAUGUAUAGGGCGAGACAAGGAAAUGGUAACUACAACCCGGCCGGAGGAAACACUGCCAAUUCCUACCGGCCACAACAACAGCAAAAUCAGCAACAAUAUCCCGGAAUCGAACAGCCGUAUCAACCGCCCAGAAUAGAGCAAAGACCACCAAAAACCAGUGCUAGAGCAGAACAAAGGGAUAACAGGAAAAAGCCGAAUGUAUUUGUCAUCUCUGGCGGCCCUGUCCAUGGAGGGACGAUAAGCGGCGCCAACAGGAGUUUGGAGGAACACAGGCACAUGGUGAAUUAUCACAGCACUAGGGCUUGGCCAAGCCCACCCAGCAUACCAGUGAUGACCUUCUCGGAAUCGGAUUACAGAGGCAUCAUUUUCCCACAUGAUGACCCAUUAGUUCUGACAAUUGAUAUAGCAAAUGCCGAUGUGAAUCGAGUACUGGUAGACGGAGGUAGCUCAGCAAACAUCAUAUUUUGGGAUGCAUUCAAGAAACUACACAUACGAGAGGAAGAGCUGGCAAGGGUGAACUACCCAGUAAUCGGUUUCUCAGGAUCUACGGUAUACCCAGAGGGUAGCAUCAGACUGCCGGUGAAAAUUGGACCUCAUGGUGGAAUUCUUAAUCAUCAAAGUGCCGGCGGCCUAUAA